AAGAGGUAGGAAAGAUAUGAAUCCUCCCUAAUCUCAAGCUUCAGGAAGGUAAAUACGGCCAAAACCAAUUCCAGGUUGUUUUUUUCCAAGUCCAAGAACUCAGACCAGCCUUUGGCUGGCAGGUCAUACCCCGGGUGUGUGCAAGACUUUGCUAACAAGCAAUCCAAACAGUUACCAACAUCGAGUAGCUGAGAUGGCACUGCUGGAAAUCACUACUCUUGCUCUUGUGAUUUGUGUCACUUGUCUGGUUUUGCUUUUUGUGUGGAAGAAAAGUCACAAAGGGGGAAGGCUUCCCCCUGGCCCAACUCCCCUUCCCAUCAUUGGGAAUCUGAUGCAACUAAACCUCAAGGAUGUCCCUGCAUCUCUCUCCAAGCUGGCCAAAGAGUAUGGCCCCGUUUACACUCUGUACCUUGGAUCCCAGAUCACUGUGGUCUUACAUGGAUAUGAGGCGGUGAAGGAAGCUCUAAUUGAUCAAGGUGAUGAAUUCCUUUACAGAGGACAUAUUCCAAUUAUUGACGAUACCCAGAAAGGAUAUGGAAUCUUUUUCAGUAAUGGAAACAGGUGGAAACAAAUGCGACGCUUCUCCCUCAUGACCCUGAGGAACUUUGGGAUGGGGAAGAGGGGCCUCGAGGAGAGGGUCCAGGAGGAGGCCCAGUUUCUGGUGGAGGAGCUCAGGAAAACAGAGGCUCAGCCCUCGGACCCUGUCUUCAUCCUCUCCUGUGCUUCCUGCAACGUGAUCUGCUCCGUCCUCUUCAAUGAGCGUUUCCACUACAACAAUAAGACGUUACUCUCCCUGUUGAGUGUGUUAAAUAAAAAUUUUAAUCGAAUAAGCUCUCCCUGGAACCAGAUUUACAAUCUAUGGCCAAAACUCAUAAAGCAUCUCCCUGGAGAGCACAAAGCAUUCUCAAAAAGGCUUAAUGAUGUUAAAUAUUUUAUUCUGGAAAAAGUGAAGGAGCAUCAGAAGUCCCUGGAUCAUAAUAACCCUCGAGACUACAUUGACUGUUUCCUCAGCAAGAUGGAGCAGGAGAAACAGAACCCAGAGUCUGAAUUUCACUUGGAGAACUUGACAACCUGUGGAUCAAAUCUGUUUUCAGCGGGAACAGAGACAACCAGUCUCACUCUGAGCUAUGGGUUCCUGCUCCUAAUGAAAUACCCUGAGGUUCAAGCCAAAGUUCAUGAAGAAAUUGACCGUGUAAUUGGAUGCAACCAAAGCCCCUGCAUGAAGGACAAGAUAAAGCUGCCCUAUACAGAGGCCGUGCUUCAUGAGAUACAAAGAUACAUCACCCUCCUUCCUUCUAACAUGCCCCGUACUGUGGCCCGGGAUACGAAAUUCAGACAGUACUUCAUCCCUAAGGGCGCUACUGUAUUGCCAUUACUGUCUUCGGUCCUGUACGAUUGCAAGGAAUUUCCCAACCCAGAGAAGUUUGACCCAGGUCACUUUUUGGAUAAAAAUGGCAGCGUCAGGAAAACAGAAUACUUCGUGCCUUUUUCCAUGGGGAAACGGGCAUGUGUUGGAGAGGGCCUGGCCCGCGUGGAGUUGUUCCUGUUUCUCACCACCAUUCUGCAAAACUUUGUCCUGAAGCCCCUGGGGGAGCCAAAGGACAUAGAGACCAAACCCAUUGUUACCGGGUUUAUCAACAUCCCACAACCCUACAAGCUGUGCUUUAUCCCUAGACAAAAGAACUUUUCUCUUUUAACAACUUAA
Molecule: messenger RNA, 1705 nt
Organism: Globicephala melas (long-finned pilot whale)
Lineage: Eukaryota; Metazoa; Chordata; Mammalia; Artiodactyla; Delphinidae
Product: cytochrome P450 2C23-like
Biological process (GO): xenobiotic metabolic process
Cellular component (GO): cytoplasm; intracellular membrane-bounded organelle
Molecular function (GO): oxygen binding; iron ion binding; oxidoreductase activity, acting on paired donors, with incorporation or reduction of molecular oxygen, reduced flavin or flavoprotein as one donor, and incorporation of one atom of oxygen
Source: RefSeq, a predicted model, not a curated record